This is a messenger RNA of Amoebophrya sp. A120, 3438 nucleotides long. The record is from the annotation of a GenBank genome assembly. NCBI's taxonomy places the organism in Eukaryota, Dinophyceae, Syndiniales, Amoebophryaceae.
CAAUGUGGCGGCGGCGGCAUGCCAGUCCCCUGGAUCAGUCGAACCAAAUUUCGCACUGUGACGCGCCAGGAGCGCCCGUUGGUGUGUUUUCCCGUAAAGAGAAAGUGUUCUUCCUUCGUGGGUAGAAUUGUGGCAUCUGAGGCUCGUCGCCGCAGAUUUUAUGGUAGAUAGAUUGAAUUCGGGCACACCACUGCGGCCACCACCCGCACUCAGGUCCCUCGGCAACCGCGAGGAAGCUCUCGAUGGCACUUUCCCCUUGACAUGGCACAGCAACUACACAUGUUUCAUCAGCUCCUACGAGACCGUUAUUUCUUGUUUCACUCUUAAGCUUUAAGUUUAACAAGUACUUACAUACCUGCUCUGUCCAUAACUACAAACAGGAAUCUUUUAUUGUGUCUCCGAGCAUAGAAACAAGGAAGUGCUUUGUAUAAUUCAUCGCCCCCCAAAGCUGCUAGCCUCCUCAACGUUAUUAUACCCGUGCUUUCCACCCGCACCCGCCUACCAAAACUAUAAAACACAAUGGCUCCCGCCGGCAAGAAGAAAACGGCGAAGCCAGACCCCGCGGCAGCAGAAGAUGUUGUUAUGGAAGAUGUGGCAGCAGCAACUGACGCAAAAAUCGCAGCCGAUGCUCCCACCGACCCAACCGCCGAUCAACAAGACGCCGAGCCUUCCGCAGCGAAAAAAUCAAAAAAUGCGAAGAAGAAGGCGAAAAAGAAGGGGAACAAGAAGCUCCGCGGCGCGUAUUGGGACACCAAUGAGGAUGGAGAGGAAGUUCUCAAAUUCGACGACUGGGCCAUGAACGUUUUGGGUUUAGCACCGACACAACCUCCUACCCCAGCAGCUGCACCAAGUAACGGCGAUAAAAAUAACCCAUCAUCCGAGCAGGCCACGUCAGCGACUACAAUAACCACCGCGAAGAAGAAAAUGGGGAAAAAGCAACCAGAGCCCGAGUAUUGGGAGGCCCCAGGGCGGGUGAGAAGGAGACCGAAGGAGUAUGUUUUUAGCGGGGAACUGAGACCCGGGAAGGUGAUGAAACAGGUGAUAUCAACUGCAAAUAUGUCUGGGUCUGGAAACUUCUGAUGCUAAAAUGUGGAUGAUGGAAACAGUCCCGAAUCCAACCUAGCAUGACAACCUUCCAGAACGGUUUCUCAUGGGCAAUCCGCAUGAGAAGUUGUUUGUAUGAACAAAAGACAAAGAGGCUGCGACUGUUGUAGGUUAUGCAAUACAGAUUUACUAGGUAUGGAAAGCUAGCAUUACAAGUUGCAACCUUCCAGACCCAGACAUAUUUGCAAUGCAUAGGUCAAGAUGCCGGAUUACAUCGAGGCCCCGGAUUACGCGGACCACCCAGAGGGACAUUGUCUCUCCGAGCAGCAGCACCCGGAAAACGUGGUGCCGGUGGUAUCAAAUGUAAAAAUGUCUGGGUCUGGGAGAUUGCAACUUGUGAUGCUGUGUUUGGAUUCCAAAAAAGUCUGUAUUGCAUGACCAGCAAAAGGAGUCCAGUUUGUGCUACGCGGAGAGGGCAUUUCUCAUGCGGAAUACGCACCAGAAAGCCCUCUCAAAAUCUGUGAUGCUAGGCCACGCAUUACAGGCAUCAUGUGUCAUGCAAAAUAUGCAUGACAAACCUGGCAUUCUUCCAGACCCAGACAUUUUUACAUUUGAUAGGUGGUUAAGGGCGACGAGUUGGAGAUCAUGCGGGAAGUGUGCCGGCUGGGAAGAGACGUGCUGGACUUGGCGAGCGGGUACUCGUUCUCUUAUACUUGAUUUUUUCGUAUGAGUAUGCAAAUUUUCAUUUUUGCAAGAGCAGUGGGUCUUCUAAUGCACUAAUACAAGGAACCGAAAUAUGCGCUCCUAGUUGCACGUGUUGCUCUCAAAAUGCAACAACGUGUUGGUAUGUUGCCGCUACAGAAAAUAAAUGGCACAAUUUGCGACCCAAGCACACUUCUAUCUUUUCGUAGUGUUGGAACUUGGUACUACUGUGUCAAACAGAUUUUUCUCUGCAGUUCCAUCACGCAUGACAAAUUCCAUUCGGAGUCGAUAUCAGAAAUUGCAUCGUGCUGACAACCAUAUAAUUUCAAACAGCUUUGCGCACCGUAGCUUGCACCUCGCGCGCCCCACUACACAUCACCAUCAUGAUCGGUUUUACAAACGCAGCAUGCGCCCGCGCCCCGUGCUUCUGCGUUGAAAUUCCGUAUGACAAAAGAUAUCACCGCUCAUCCACUUCAUAACUGCAAAUACAGCUACGUCUGCGUCGGCGUGACCGGGGACCAGAUUGACAAAAUCAUUACCCAAGCCUGCAUUGACCGCCGGAUUUACCCUUCCCCCCUCAACUACUACCGGUUCCCCAAAUCCGUCUGUGUGUCCGCAAACGAAGUGAUUUGCCACGGCAUUCCGGACGACCGGCCGUUUGAGGACGGAGACAUCAUCAACUUGGACAUUUCCGUCUACAGCAGAGGCUUCCACGCGGAUUUGAACGAAACCUUUUUGGUCGGGAAAUCCUACACCGACCCGGAGUAUUUCGAGAAACUGCCGGACGAGAAGAAAAGAACAGUUGAGGAGUCCGCGAAACUAGUUGAAACCGCCUACAGCGCGCUGUUGGCCGCGGCAAAGACGAUAAAGCCGGGAACAUUAUACCGGUCGGUGGGGAAUCAGAUAACAAAGGUCGCGGAGGGGAGAGGAUGCUCUGUGGUAACAGCGUAUUGUGGGCACGGAGUCGGAAAAUUGUUUCACGGGCCGCCACAGGUAUGUAGGUUUGAUUGUUGCUGGUGGGGGUAUUGAUGUUUUGGCACACGCGAUUGUACUCACUAUUCUUUUGGGUUGUUGUUCCGCAUGGCAAAUGCCUGCUGUUAUCACCAUUGCUCCAUGACAAACUCGAUUAUCAUGAAAAUCGUCAAAACAGGUCCCCCAUUACAAGGGCUCGAAGGUGCCGGGGAUCAUGAAGCCGGGGCACAUUUUCACCAUCGAGCCGAUGAUCAAUCUGGGGUUGAACAACAGCCACGACGGCAUUUGGCCCGACGACUGGACCGCGGUGACCAUGAACGGAGCCCGCAGUGCGCAGUUUGAGCACACGUUUCUGGUCACGGAAAACGGGUAUGAAUGCUUGACCUUGUCAGCGGAAAGGAUAAAACAGCAAGGCGGGUCGCUGCAAAUGCCAGAGUGGAAUCGAGAAUGGUUUCAGAGGUGAUGAAGGAAGGACGAAGAAAGUGAUAAAUGUAGUGGCACAAGUUCCUGAAGCUACCUGGAGUGUCGUGAAAAUUUUCCAAGAACUGAACAUUUUUUGCGACAUGCUGCAUCACGCAGCGCCACUGCUGCAGCUCUGAUGUGGCAUUGCGUCUUGACUGAUGGCAACGCUUUGCGAUAUCGGAUUUGAGAUAUUCGUUGAUGCACCAACUACCAAGGCUUGAUCUUUAGCUACAUUGUGUAUUCGCUGGGAGUUUCGAU